CCCGACUCCCUGACGGAGCCACAAAUCGAAGAAGAAAAAAUACAAAAUAAAAAGGGGGGGGGGGCAUUAUUUGACUCCGUCACUGCAAAAAGUAUCGGGUAAGCCGCAGGAAACACGCUACAUGGCAUCGACGGCCUCCCCGUUCCAGAGCCGGAGUCCGGAAUGAUGCUGCGGGGGCCAGGCCUCAAUCCCCCCCCCCCCAGUGUCGAUACCUUUAAGAUCGGCAGACAUUGACCCCGUCUACAUGGACGCCAUUUCGAAUCCUUUCCGCCCGCUCGUCUGCCCUUGGCGCGAGUGCGUACUUCGUGGCCGGUGCCGGGGUGGCGGAGGUGCAGAGGCCUCGGUUGCCCGUUCGAUAUCUUGCGAAUGGGGGUCCGGAGAGGGGGGGAGUAGGUGUCAACUACGUCGUGCAUAUGUGCGAAAGUGCAUGAACUGCAGGACAACACACAGGUGGACACGCUGGUUGCGGUCUCCUUUGUGGCCUGAAGGGCGUUUUCCCGUGCUUACGCUGGUCUGGCGAACGAUGCAGUCCAACGGGAACGAACGGUAUUGCAUGCGUUGGCUUGCGUGGAUGAUGGCACCUCUUUACUUCUUCAUGAGCAGAGCAGCAUGCCAUGUUUUGUGUACAAGGGCGGUAUGUCAUGAUGGGCUUUUCCCCCAUACAACACCUUCCCGGGGGGGCGCUAUGUUGUUACUUUGUAACGCGGAGGACCACAUCAUCAAAUGCGUUCCAUAUCUCGUCAUAUUCUUUUUAUAGCCCUUAAUAUAACGUCGGGUAGACGCAUAAAUUCACAAGCUCAUCUCAGC
This is a messenger RNA of Colletotrichum navitas, 807 nucleotides long. RefSeq lists its product as uncharacterized. Bases 245 to 757 code for a protein of 170 amino acids. The record is from RefSeq and is a predicted model, not a curated record. The transcript has a single exon. Lineage: Eukaryota; Fungi; Ascomycota; Sordariomycetes; Glomerellales; Glomerellaceae.